Molecule: messenger RNA, 12752 nt
Organism: Vitrella brassicaformis
Lineage: Eukaryota; Vitrellaceae
Source: the annotation of a GenBank genome assembly
UUCGUCGCCCACUCGGAAGUGCGGAUGGUGCUGAGUGGCGCCGGUGACGUCUGGUCCGAGUCGCGUGACGAUGCCCGAGCAGUCGCUGCCCGGCGGCCCCGGGUCGCCCGGAUACAGUCCCAUCACAUUCAACACGUCGCGGAAAUUCAAACCAACCGCACACACACGCAACUCCACCUGACCAGGACCGGGGGAGAGGCGCUGUGCGUGGCUCAAAGGACGGACCAUCAAGUUGGACAGGGCCCCCCGAUCAGCCAUGUGCAGCUCGACCGAGCCCUCGGCGACAUGCCGACCACGAACCAGACGGCGCACAUACGGAUGGCCUCGUAUAGCAAUCUCGUUCUCGACAAGAGAGUCGACGUCCGGGGCCUUGAAGGUGGUGACAGUCUUGGACAGAGAUUGCAAAAGCGGCACUCCGGACACCCCAGCGACACCGUCACUGUCGAGUUCCAACGAUCGGAUGUCGACUGCAUCACCGACCUCCAGGCGAGCAGCGCGGGCCAUGCCCCACACACCAGCAUGCACUGGAUCGCAGGGCAAGCGCUCAUCAAUCGAGAGCACCUGUUGCGUGCCGCGGCUGAGGACCCACAGUGUUGGAGCCGUCGUCGAUCCCGAAGCGGAACUGACCCUCACCAUCGACCUGAUCACUUGUGUCAGGGCUUCGAGAACAUCCACAGCGUCCUGGGCCGCAUCACUCGACUCCGUGAAGAACACGUCGGUGAAUGACUCGCUAUCCAGCGCUUUAUCCACGCCUUCGACCGUCGAUGCGCGGACUGUCAGUGAGCUCGCGGCGGCCUCGACGCCGCCCACUUGAUUUAGUAUGUCGUCAGCAGACUGUCCACCGACGAGAAGCCAGCGACCGACGCACUCCUGGGUGGCCUUACGCUGCGCGGCGACCUGCAUCCACUCUGUGUUCCACAUGGCUGUAGAGAGGUCGACUUGAGGGGUCAGACCACUCAGGUUGGCCUCCAUGAAGCGGAACUCGUCGAAGGCGGCGAGGAGCUUGCCCUCGGCCGAGAAGAGACGGAUGUCGGCCAUGAUCUUGGUCCUCGUGGACUUGCUCGGGUGGAUCAUGACGUGGGACCAGAUGCUGCUGUCGUGAGGGAUGGGCCGAAUCUGCACGCGGCCUAUGGCCACAGGCACCACAGCCCGCACGUUCGCAGUGGCUUCGGAAGAGGAGACGGCGGCACAGACGCAAUGGAGUGCACCAUCAACGACACGAGGGUCCAUGCUCAAGAAUCGGGUGAUCGACUUCUUGGAUGGUGGGCUGAUGAGACCGAGGGCCUCAUUGUCUCCCUGCCACACCGCCGACACAGUCCUGAAUGUCUCGCCGUAGUUGAGCCCCACCCUGUCGAGGAUCUCGUACAGCUGGGGGACCGACAGCUUCUUGUUGCAGCCUGCCUUGGCCUUCUGCAGCUGGUCCUCGGCUGCCAGCGGGUCGACUGAUGGAGCGGUGUCCUUGGCGAGCUCCGCCCUCACAUGACGCACCGACGGAGCGAGUCCUCUGUCCUCGCUCACCUCACGGCUGCCCAGCGUCACCGUGCCGUCCUUCGUCACGGAGCACUCCAAUCUGAGAGCAGUCCUGAAGUCAUAAUGCUGGUCCCAAGCUGCCUCGACCGUCAUGGGUCUCUCGAACUCGACGUCCUCAAGGACGACAGAUCCGUCGUGGCCGGUGCGGUGGAGCCACUCCUCUGCCUGCAGCUCCCGAAUGGCCGACACGGCCACCUCAAUGAAGCCCGCGGCCGGCAUGGUGCUCUGCCCAGCGACACAGUGGUCCUUGUAGAGUGCCAAGCCUUCACGGGGCAUGGCCGUCAGGUAGACCAUCUUGUUGUCACUAGUGGUGUCACUCGCCAUGAGCCGCUUGGCUAGCAGAGGAUGACGCAGCUCAGGCCACGGGAGCGACUGUCGCCGGCCUCGCCCCUGGCGGUCUCCUUGCUGGGCCAUCAGGGCUUUCUCUCGACAGCCAGUGACUGUCUCAAUUGCCUUGGCGAGGCUUUGCCGCUCGUCAGUAGGUGACCGCAGCGCCGCAACCAUCGUUGGCUGACCUCCUGAGCUGUUGUCCUUCUUGGCGUCGAUCCGCUGCGCCAGGCUGGUGAGGACAGGCGCCGGGCCGACUUCAAGGAACACCUCGUAGUCGUCCUGGAGAGCCGACACCAUGGCGUCGCUAAAGCGAACAGGCUUCAGUCUGGACACAGGAGAGAAAACAAAGAGGACAGUCAGUGUGGUUCUCUGAUCGAUAGCUGCAAUGGAAUUAGUCAGCUUGCCUUACAUGUGGUCAGCCCAGUAUUCUGGCGACAGCAGCCCGUCGGUGAUCUCCUGGCCAGUCACCGUCGAGAUGAAUCGGACCUCGUCUCUUGGAAGCGAGAAGGUGACGGCCUCGCACGUCUUGCGGAACUGCGUGGCGACCUCCUUCAUCAUGGGUGAGUGGAAGGCGUGCGACACGGUCAGGAAGCGGUAGCUCCCCGCCUUCAUCUUGUCCAGUGCCUUCUGCACGAGGUCAUGCCGUCCCGAAAUGACCACACUCUGGGGGCCGUUGAUGGCGCCGAUGGCCAUCAUGUCGUCGCCCUCCUCAGAGAUGAUCUCAUGCAGCGUCGGUUCCAUCUCUUCUGCGCUCUUCCUCAGGGCCACCAUCACGCCGUCCUGCUCUGGGAGCUCCGCCAUGAGUCUGGCCCGCUCGGCCACCAGGAAGAUGCCGUCCUCCAGGCUCAUGACGCCGGCCACGACGGCCGCCACAUACUCGCCCAGACUGUGACCGAUGACAGCGUCAGGAGUGACGCCCUUGGACUUGAGCAGCUCAGACAGUGCGUACUCGACGGCAAACAGGGACGGCUGAAGGUAUCUUGUGUCCGAUGCAGGUGGGUCGGAGGGCGGGCUCUCGUAGAGGAACUGCAGCAGCGACAUGCCGCACUGCCUCUCUAGGAUCUCAUGGCAGCUGUCGAGGGCCACCUUGAACGCCGGCUCAGACUCGUAGAGCUGCUCGCACAUCUUGAGGCGCUGAGAGCCCUGGCCAGUGAAAAGGAACACGGUGCGCGAUGCAGCAGCACCACUUGGACCGUCCGCAGGAGGCUGGAUGUCCUCAUCCGAAGCCAUUGGAGGUGGCUCUGUCGGAUCCUCACGCUGGACCGUGAGAGACCUCGUGUCAUGCUUGUGUUCUCGUGAAAGGACGACGUGUGCGUUGGUGCCGCCGAAGCCGAAUGAGCUGACGCCAGCGCAGAGCCUGCCACCCUUGGCGCCUGCCGCCACUCUGGGCAGCCGGACCGCAUCGACGGGCAGCACCACGGGGAAAUCAUCCACCUCGAUGUGCGGAUUCAAGCCACUCAAGUGCAGGUUAGCCGGAGCUGUCUGCUGCACGAGGACGAGGACCAGCUUGAUGAAGCCAGCAAUGCCGGCCGAUCCCUCCAUGUGCCCCAUGUUGCUCUUGAGGGCUCCAAGGACCAGCGGGUUCUCUCGCCUCCUGCCGGCCUCAAAGACAGACCGCAGGGCACCGAUUUCGAUCGGGUCGCCGAGGCUGGUGGCCGUGCCAUGGGUCUCGAUGUAGGACACGUCGGCAGCACGCACACCCGCAUCCUUGAGCGCCUGUGCGAUGACUUCCCUCUGCGAGGGGCCGUUGGGAGCAGUGAGGCUCGCAGAUUUGCCGUCCUGGUUGACAGCAAUCCCUCGAAUCGUCGCCCACACUCCGUUGGGCCCACUCCGCCCCCCACCGGCCCUGCGCAGGACGACAGCUCCGCUCCCUUCCGCGCGCCCAUAGCCGUUGGCUUUCUCAUCGAAGGUCCGGCAGGUCCCCUCCGGUGACAGCAUACGCGCCUUGCUGAAGGCGACGUAGUUGCCGGGUGCGAUCAUGAGGUGGACUCCGCCGACGAGGGCCGUGUCGCAUCCGCCCUGCCUCAGGGACCUCACCGCCAUGUCGCACGCGACGAGCGAGGACGAACAGGCCGUGUCGACGCAGAGACUGGGACCCUUAAGGCCCAUCGCGUACGAGAGCCGGUUGGAUAUGAUGGACGAAGCGCUACUGGUGCCCAUGAAGGCGCUCACGUCGCUGACCUGGUUCCCAUAAACAAUGGCGUAGAUGGCCAAGUUGUUCAGAAUGGACCAGUCGUGGGUGCACGCCCCGAUGAAGACACCGGUAGAGCUGCCCGACAGCGCUUCCUUGGUCAUGCCGGCGUCAGCGAACGCGCCGUAGGCCACCUCGAGGAUGAGUCGCUGCUGCGGGUCCAUGCUGGUGGCUUCGACUGGCGAGAUGUUGAACAGUGAGGCAUCGAACAUGUCUACGUCGUCGAUGAAGGCGCCCUUGGUCGUGUAGCAGAGGCAGCGGGGGUCGUCGGGGUCCGUGACUGCACACAGCCUCUCCUUGUCCCAUCGCAUGUUGGGCAUGUCGUCGAUGGCAUUGCCAUGGCUGAGCAGGAAGUCCCACAGUGCCUGUGGACUGUAGCACUCUCCGGGGAAGUGACACGCCAUGCCGACGAUGGCAAUGUUCUGGCUCCCGCCGCUCACCCCACCACCCGCCUUUGCAUCCACCCCCACAAGUGCGGCCCCACCGUCCUGCCUACUGCCCGCCUCCAUCAUGGUCUCCGUGACGAUGUGGUCGACCACUGCGCCCAGUGUUGGCGCAUCGAAGAGGAGUGUGGCCGACAGGCGCAUAUCCAGCCUCCUUGACAGCUCGUUCCUGAACUCCACGGCCCCGAGCGAGUCGACGCCCAGCUCCUGCAGAGGCAGGUCGAAGUCCAGUUUGUCCUCGGCCAUGCCCAUCGUCAUCUUGGCCGUCUCCACGACGACCUCUCGCACACGCUCUCUCCUCUUCUCAACCGACAUGCCCGCCAGCUCCUUGUCCAGACCUCCCUCUCCGCGAGACCGUGUGUCCGUGCCGGCCGCGAGACGCGCAAACAACGCGGGAGGCGUCACGAACUGUCGGAUGAACCGCCUGAGCGCCAGCGGCUGCACGGCCACGACUGGGAGUGGGUUGGAGGGCCGAAUGAGGGAGUCCAGGACGCGGAGGCCCAGGUCGUUGGAGAUGCUGUAGAUGCCCAUUCUAGUCAGCUGGGUCAGGUUCGCCUGUUGCGCCGCCAUCCCCUGUUCCUUCCAGCCGCCCCACUGGACGCUGAGAGCGGGCAAGCCGUGCUUGCGGCGCCACUGGGCUAAGGCAUCCAAACAUGCGUUGGCUGCCGAGUAGUUGGUCUGUCCCCUGUUGCCCAAUACACCGGUGAUCGACGAGAAGAGGACGAAGUUCUUCACAGAUGUCCUCGCGAGCCUCGCGUGAAGGUUCCAGGCUCCCCACACCUGAAAGGAGAGACAUACAAACAGGUCCGGCACUGAUCGACAAAAUGCGUCAUGUUGCUCCCUCGUUCAUUCACUCACUCACUCACUGACCUUCGGGCCGAAGACUCUCGUAAUGGAGCUGCGCGUUUGUUCUGCAAGAGGUGCGUCCGCAAGGACCCCUGCAGCGUGCCACAAUCCCCCAAGACACGCACCACUCGACGGCGAAUUGUCCAAGCCCAAGUCGAAGUCAGUCUCGGGAACGAUCCCUGACAGAAGCUCGUCCACGUGUUCCAUGUUGCUGACGUCUGCCUUCUUGAUUGUGACGUUGGCGGCCGAUUGCGUGAGCCACUGCCAGUGUCUGUAGAGCGGGUUGGGCUCUCCGGUCUUGGUGUCGGUCUGGGCCGGCGGGGCGCCUCUGCGCGACACGAGCACUAUCGACUUGACGCCCUCACUCACCAGCCAACGGGCAACCACCAAACCCAAUCCACCCACACCACCUGUUAUCACGUGAACAUCCGCUGGAUUGGCCGGCCCAGCGGUCGAUGAAGGGGACCGAGUGGCGCAAUCGACAGCGGACGACCAGGAGAUGACCACCUUGCCGAUGUGCUUGGCCUUCUGCAUGAAGCGGAAUGCCGCGAUGGCGUCGCCCAUGGUGCGGUCGCUCGAUGUGUCAAGGUCCUCGGCAGAAGGGGCAGCGUCGACAUCGAAUUGACAAAUCGGUAAGGGCUGCAGCACUCCGGUAUCUGCGAGCUUCGUCAGGUCGGCUAGCCGCUGUCCAAACCAGGCAGGGUCGGCCUCAAUCAUCUCGUCCAGUGCGAUCGGGUGGUACGCAGCCUGCGGCCGUACAGCGGCCAUCUGCUCCCUCGUCCAGAUGCCCCGUUUGCCGAUCUCAAGGAAGCGACCGCCCACGUGCUUCAUCAGGCUCACCGACUCGUCAAUGAACUCACCAGACAGACAGUUGAGGACGACGUCGAGGCCGGCAUCGCCAUCGGUCGGCAAUGCACCGCCGCCCUCUUGGGGGACGCCGAGGAAGGCCCUCAUGUCGGUCUUGAAGCGGCUGACGUCUCGCGUGCUCGUCACGUACUCGACGCCCAGCGACCGCAGGUACUGCUGCUUCUCGGCGCUCCCAGCCGUCGCAUACACCGACGCACCCACACGACGGCAGUACUGAAUCGCCGCCAAGCCCACCCCGCCACUCGCAGCGUGGAUCAGCACACGAUUGCUGGCCUGCACCUUGCCCAAGUCCGUGAAAGCGACCUCCACCGUCCCAAAGACACUCGGCAUGGCGGCCGCUUGCUCAAAAGUGAAUUUUGUCGGCUUCACAGCCAUGGUGUGCACCGAUGUGGUCACGUAGGUCCUCAGGCAGCCGGCCGCUAUGCCGUAUACGUCAUCUCCAAGCUUCAAGUGGUUGAUCUCUGGUCCGAGUCGCGUGACGAUGCCCGAGCAGUCGCUGCCCGGCGGCCCCGGGUCGCCCGGAUACAGUCCCAUCACAUUCAACACGUCGCGGAAAUUCAAACCGACCGCACGGACACGCAGCUCCACCUGACCAGGACCGGGGGCGAUCCUCUCUGCCUCGUCAAGUUGGCGCAGGGAUAGGUUGGACAUGGCGCCCCUCUCCGCCAUGUGCAGCUCCAUCGGCCCCUUGACUGCGAUGCUGCUGUCCUUGAGGCGCGGUGCGUAGAGCUUCUCGGCACGAGUCGCAUACGCCAUUUCGACCUCCUGCACCUUGCCCGCACCGGCUUGGACAAUGCCGAGCAGGUUUGGAAGCCCACCGCUGGAUGAAUCGGCAUCCUCCGAGUCGUGCUCGAUGUCCAGCGACGCGAGUGUGAUGCCGGCAGGCAUCUCGAGCCGGGCAGAGCGCAGGAAACCCCAUAUGCCGGCCAUGUGGGCCCGGCAGACCUCGAACAGCGGUGGUGCAUCCUCCUCUGACGAGUGGAUGUGGAAGAUGUCGCGGGUGACGACAAGAAAGGUGAAUGCUGGGGGCUUGCGGCUGGUGCCGUCUCGAUGAAGGACCACAUUCCUCAGCGCCUUGCACAGAGUCAACAGCUCGUCGAGGGCAUCCUCAGCAGAGGCGUAGUCGUCGCCCACCCAGUACGUGACCAGGGCCCACUCCUCGCUUCGGAGCAUUUUCUCGAUGUCCUUGACCGUGAGGCUCACAAGCUGAUCCCUGCUCACUGUCCGUCCCGGUGUGUUUGCUGUGACCAGACGGGCAGGCGACGGCAGGCGAAGGUGCAGGCAGGAGGGCAGCGAUGAGGCGGGACUUGACGCACUGCGUGGCGAUGACUCCGACUCUUCGACUGACAGUGUGGGGCUUUCGGGAGCCUCCAAGGCCGAGUCCCCCACCGGCUUGUCAUAGUCGACCUCCUCCCACUCCACACUCCACAGGAGGUCGGCGUACGAGGGUCUCUCAGCUGCCUUGGGCUGGAAGGGCCGUAGCUGCAGCCGCUCGAUCCGCCCCACCACCCUGCCCGUUGCUGCCGCAUAGAUGUCGAUGUCGACCACCACACCAGACGCUUUGCUUUCCUUCAGCACGGCAUGGGAGAAGAGCGUCUCAUCCGCCUUGCACGGCUCCAGACAGACCAACUCCACACCGGCAGGUACCAGGAGUGUGUGCUGAUGACUGCGGACCAGACAGCCGGCCGACUGGAAGGCCCCGUCCAAGAGUGCGGGAUGCAUAUUGCAUGCAGCAUCCAGUGGACCGAUGUGGUGGUCCAGCCGCACCUCGCCCAGGCACUCGGAGGACGAGCUGUCGACCCACAACUUCCUCACCGUCCGAUACUCGGGACCAUACUCCAGCCCGCCAGUGCGCAUCUUCGAGUACACAGUGUCCACGGCCAGGGGCUGCUUUAUCCUCGCCUGCAGAUCAGCCAAGGUGCUCGUCCCUCGUCCGCCAUCCGGUGCAUCGUCGCUGUCGUCGUCAUCCGACGAAGUGAAGUCGUAGACAUUGGCCGUGACGUGGAUGAUCUGGCCUUCACUAUCAGCCUCUUGCUCCGCGUCUUCGGGCACGGUUGCCGCCUGCACUUUGGGGUUCGGCCCAUCGCCCACUGCAAGCCUCAGCACCUUGCCUGCGUCACGCGAGAACACCAGCGGCAGUUGGAACGACACGUUGGUGAUGAUGGGGGUGUCCCGCGGCUUGUUGAAGGCCUUGCGAGCACCAGCAAUACAGAGCUCAAUCCACGCAGCAGCCGGGAAGACCACCUCGGCCUUGACGACGUGAUCCUUGAAGAGACUCAGAAAGUCGCUGCCGAUGAAGCGACGGUACCGUCCCCUGAGGCCCCGCCGCUGUUGCGCCGACUCGAUGUCAGGACCCAGGAAUGGAUGGACGGUCUCCUGCCAGUGGAACGCACGACGAUUCGGCACCCAAGGGCCACUCACGGCUGUCGCCUCGUCGACACGUGCACCCCUCGCAGCCCUGCUCGACUCGCUGGUGUCCUGUUUGUGUUCGCACGAGAAGAUGACGUGUGCGUUGGUGCCGCCGAAGCCGAAUGAGCUGACGCCAGCGCAGAGCCUGCCGCCCUUGGCGCCUGCCGCCACUCUGGGCAGCCGGACCGCAUCGACGGGCAGCACCACGGGGAAAUCAUCCACCUCGAUGUGCGGAUUCAAGCCACUCAAGUGCAGGCUCGGUGGCACUACCCCACGCUGGAGGGCGAGGACCAGCUUGAUGAGGCCUGCCACGCCAGAUGCACCCUCCAGAUGGCCAAUGUUGGUCUUGAGGGCGCCUAUGACCAGUGGGUGGGGUCGCCUCCUCCCCUUGCUGAACACACUGCGGACUGCACCCACUUCGAGAGGGUCACCUGUCCACCCAGGCAAAGCAGACAAACACGUGAGAUGCAGAGGGCGCAAGAGUGCAUUCACGUGAGGGAUUGCUUACCUAGGGCGGUGCCCGUUCCGUGGCUCUCGAUGUAGUCAAUGUCGUUGGGUUUGAGAGCCGCAUCGACUAACGCAGCGGCGAUGCAGUCACGCUGGGCGGGGCCGUUGGGCGCGGGGAGGGUGGCUGUUCGGCCGUCGGAGUUGACCGCUGUACCACACACGAAGCCGUGAAUCCGCUCAGCAGGACCCGACGAUGAGUUUGCCGGUUUAAGGAUGAAGGCAACGCAUCCCUCUCCUCGACCGAAGCCGUCAGCUUGUGCGCUGAAUGUCUUGCAGCGUCCUCCUCGGCUGAGCAUUCUGGCCUUGGCAAAGAUGACAUAGUUCUGUGGGGAAAGCAGCAGCUGCACGCCGCCAAGGACGGCGACAUCGACGGUGCCGUCCCUCAGGGCGUUGACGGCUGCGUCGCUUGCCACCAAUGCGGAAGAGCAUGCUGUGUCGAUGGUCAUGCUAGGCCCGCGGAGGGCGAAGGCAAACGAGAUGCGGUUGGAGAUGAUGGAUGCCGCUGAGCCGGUGCCGUGGAAGGCGGUCAUGUCGCGCCUCUUGCUGAUGUUGAUGUAGUUCCAGUCGUUGCCGCAGCACCCAGAAUACACACCCGUGCGCGUGCCGCGCACGCUCUCCAUGGUCAUGCUGGAGUCGUGAAGCGCCUCGAGGACCACCUCCAGCAGAACCCUCUGCUGCGGAUCCACCGCGGCAGCCUCAAAGGGAGUGAUGUUGAAAGCAGUGUGGUCGAACAUCUCCACUCCAUCGAUGAAGGCUCCAUGCCUCGAGUACGUCGUCCAUCCUGAGGCAUUCUCGUCGGCACGAUAGAACUCGUCAUGGUCCCACCUGUCUGGCGGCACCUCCGUCACGCAGUCUUUGCCAGACAUCAUCAUCUUCCACAGCGCCUGAGGACUGUCACUGCCGCCUGGCAGACGACACGCCAUGCCUGUCACGGCAGCCCGCCGGUCUCGGGGGCCGACAGCCGCCCUCUGGCUGAUGUGCGCCCCGAUUGUCCAUGGAGUCUUCUCGCCCUCAGAUGCUGUCUCGGCGACCAGAAAGUCGAUCAUGGCGCCAAGUGUGGGGUAGUCGAAGAGGGUGGUGGCGGGCAGCUUGACGCCCAGCCGGCGCGAGAGGGUGUUGCGAAGCUCGACGGCGGACAGGCUGUCGAGGCCCAAGUCCACCAGUGACGUGUUCAUGGCCAGGGCGACGUUGGUUGAGGCCGUCAUGUGCUGCACGGUCUCGAUUAGCACCUUUGUCACCCAUUCCUUCCGCUCUUCGGGGCUGGCAAUCUCAGACAUCGACGUCUGCGUGCCCUCGUCAGUGGCGUGGGGGCGGCCUGCCUUGCCGACGGUAUGGACGCCCUCCCGCUUCAGUGGGACUAUCCUGGGCUUGCUGCACAGUGAGAGGACGUCGUAGUAGCUCCCUCCGAUGCGACGCAUGAAGCUCCGCUGCAGGGCCUCCCAGCGGAUUGGCGACACGCACAUGGCAGUGAGACGAUGCUGCAUCAGGACUGCCGAGAGGGCUCCCUCAGCCAAGUCCCGGUCGAUUCGUAGGAACCCCUGCUUGGCGAGAACGGCAAUGCGACCCGCCUCGCCGCCCGUCAUCUCAGCGAGCUCGUCGCCGUCCGACAAGACGCCAAAGUCGAUCGACUGCGCAGGCAGACCUUUGCUCUGGCGGUAGACAAUCAGCGACUCGAUCAACGAGCAGGCCGCCCCGGCGCUGACAUUCAGGGGGACGCCAAAGGCUGCUGCAUGGGAGUUGCAGGCGAUGAAGACGUCCAGCUGGUCUUCAUCCAGAGUGCUUUGGUGAAGGUUCCACAAGGCGCCCACAUCCUCCGUGACCGCCCGCUGGAAGUGCUGCCUCGUGUGCUCGCGGAUCGACACUGACUCGGCUGCUCCGCCAGCGUGAACCACCCCCUUCAGCGGCGGCAGACGCGCCUUGAUCAUGCGAAGCAACGUGAUGAGGUAGGUGAUGUCGUUGACAUCGCCCGGCACCGGGGUGACCUCUGCGACGGAGUCCCUCAGCCAUUCCCACGCGGCCGAUUGGUACAUCGGGACAGCCUCCGCCGGGACGGUCUCGCCAGGCAGAUCGCUGUUGCCUGGGAGCCGUCCGCCUUCCAGCCGUGAGGGCACCAGAAUGUGUCGAGCGCCGUUCUCGACCAGGAGGCGGGCAAUCAUCAAUGCGAGGACGCCCGAUCGGCCGGUGAUAAGAUAGGUCCCGUCAGGAUGAAAUGAAGUCGAGGGCGGAGCGGGAAGGAUCGUCCCUGGUCCUUCGACAGCUGAUGCCGGCACGAUCUCGAAUGGGCGGCCGCGUCCACGGGACGACGAUUGAUGGGUCGUGAAUCCACCGUGGCCGAGCACCUGCUUCAGUUCCAUCCACGUGGGGAGCCAGAAUGUGUCGCUCAGCGUCUCUCGCAGUAGGCCGUGGAGGGGCCCAUCUCCACAGCAGGUGACCACCAAGAGCACACCAGUCGGGGCCAGCAACGAGCGGACAUUCUUGAGAGCGUCGGCGAGGUCGUCCGCCUUGCCAUACAAGCCGCAAAUGACCGCCAGGUUGAAUUGUCCUUGCGCAAAGCAGGUGUCAAGCUCGUCGAGUUUGACUGAGACGAAAUCCACUUGGACGUCUUCUGGGCAGUGGCUGAGCGUCUGUGACGACGCUGCCUGGUCUCCGCCAAAGACGAGAUGAGAGCGCCGUCCCUCCACAGCAUCGACGGUGUCACGGACACACGAAAGCCCAUUUGAGUAGUGCAGGACCUUCAACAAUCCACCAGACGGGAAGCAGCGAGCGAUCGAACGGAUGCACGACACCAGCUCCGCCCGAGGGCACGUCUCCUUCGACGAUUGCCACGCCGCUUCGAAGGCACCGCGCAGCGAGGCUGACUGGACGGGAACCUCACUGGCGUCUGCUGUGGAGCCAGACUCGAUCACUUGCUUCAGGUACAAGACGCUUUCCUGAAUAAGCGAAGGGUACGAUGACUGUGAUUCAUCGCUCAGCUCCACGGUUGUCGCGUUGGUCUGCUGCAGCAUGUCUGUGAGCCUUGUCGACAGGUCGGCUUGAGCCUUCUGCUUCUCGUCAUCAGACUGGAGCGUCUCCAAGAUGUCUUGGACUGCCGAUGCAGCAAACCGAUCCAGAUCGAUAUGGGUGACGCCGUCCUGGGCAGUCUCAGGCAGCUGAGCACGCUGCAUCGCGGCUUCUGUCUCCUCCACUGCCUUGCGCUGCCACUCACGCUGGCGGCUGGCCGCUGACUGCGACGGACACGCACUCAGGACCACUUUGCCCAUGUGUUUGGCUUUCUGCAGGAACUGGAAUGCUUCCACACACUGAGUCUUGAUGUCGAAGGCCGUCAGAGGAAGGCCCUCGGGGUGGUGUCUGCUGCCCGUCUGGAUGCGGGACAACAGGGUCUGGAACUUCUUGGGCCUCGUCUCGAUCAUGGAGUCGAUGGCCACCACAUGGUAGGUGACGUGUGGGUACUUGGCUGCGACGUCCUCCGCUGUCCAGAUGCCCCGUUUGCCGAGCUCGAUGAAGGUGCCGCCGCUGCUUUGCCGCAGGCCGUCGAGGGAGGCCUUGAUGAAGUCGCCAGACAGCGAGUUGAGGACCGUGUCGACAAAGCCGUGCUCGCCAGUCCACGAGACGAGGGCAUCGCGGAACAC